UCCAUUUUGUUAAGUUUUUGCAUUUUAGUCCCUCGUCUCUGUAAAAAUAUCAGUGUUUUAGUGAUGGUCUCUUCUUCUUCUUCUUCUUCUUCGUUUUCGCCGGCGUUCAUGGCGGCGGCGACGGCUGCGGCGGCGCUGGUUUGGGCUUCGGUGCUGAUAGGGCAGUGCUUCGCCGGAGAUCCAUUCGCAUUCUUUGACUGGAACGUGGAGUACGACACUGCUUCUCCGCUUGGUGUUCCUCAGCAGGUGAUCACCAUUAACAAGCAGUUUCCUGGUCCUGUGAUGAAUAUCACCACCAACUGGAACGUGGUUGUCAAUGUGCUCAACUCCCUUGACGAAUCAUUGCUCAUCACUUGGGAUGGGAUCCAGCAUCGGAAGAACUCAUGGCAGGAUGGAGUUCUGGGAACGAACUGCCCGAUUCCGCCGGGAUGGAACUGGACUUACCAAUUUCAAGUCAAGGAUCAGAUUGGUAGCUUCUUCUACUUCCCUUCUCUCAAGUUCCAGCGUGCUGCCGGCGGCUUUGGUGGCAUCACUGUGAAUAAUCGUGCUGUGAUCCCUGUUCCCUUUAACCUGCCUGAUGGGGAUAUUACGCUCUUCAUUGGGGAUUGGUAUACUAGGAACCAUACGGAUUUAAGGAAGACUCUUGAUGAUGGGAAGAGUCUCGGGAUGCCGGACGGAGUUCUGAUGAACGGAAAAGGACCGUAUAGAUACAAUAACACUCUUGUUGCUGCUGGCAUUGACUAUGAGACUAUCAAUGUGCAGCCAGGGAAAACAUAUCGAAUUCGUGUUCACAAUGUUGGUGUGGCUACUAGUUUGAACUUCAGAAUCCAGUCCCAUAACAUGCUUCUUGCUGAGACUGAAGGGUCAUACACUUGGCAACAGAAUUAUACCAACCUAGACAUUCAUGUUGGGCAGUCAUACUCUAUCUUGGUCACAAUGGAUCAAAACGCAAGUACUGACUACUAUAUCGUGGCGAGUGCUAGGUUUGUGAAUGAGUCACUCUGGACCAGAGUUACUGGAGUCGCCAUCCUGCAUUACUCUAAUUCAAAGGGAAAGGCAUCUGGUCCUCUUCCUGACCCUCCUAAUGAUUUCUAUGACAAGUCAUUCUCAAUGAACCAGGCCAAAUCUAUCAGAAUGAAUACCUCGACUGGUGCUGCUCGUCCCAACCCUCAAGGAUCAUUCCGAUAUGGUUCGAUUAAUGUUACCCAAUUUUAUUUGCUGAGAAACAUGCCACCGGUGGUCAUUAAUGGAAAACGCCGAACCACCCUGAAUGGAAUCUCAUAUACUUCUCCUGGUACUCCCCUAAGACUUGCUGACCAAUUUGAGGAGAAGGGAGUGUACACACUUGAUUUUCCCACCAUGCCACCCACUAGUGGAGCUCCUCGUAUUGGAUCAUCUGUUAUCAACGGUACCUAUAAGGGUUUUAUGGAAAUUGUUUUUCAGAACAACGACACGAUAGUUCAGUCAUACCAUAUGGAUGGUUAUGCAUUUUUUGUUGUUGGUAUGGGUUUUGGAGAAUGGACUACUGCCAGCAGAGGUGACUAUAAUAAAUGGGAUGGUGUCUCUCGCUGCACUACACAGGUUUUCCCCGGAGCUUGGACUGCAGUGCUCGUGUCACUUGACAAUGUUGGCAUCUGGAACAUCCGUGCCGAAAACCUCGACACAUGGUACCUCGGUCAGGAGGUGUACGUAAAAGUCGUCAAUCCAGAAAGCGCAACUAAAACUGAACUGCCACCCCCAGACAAUAUCCUUUACUGUGGCCUGCUCAAAGAUAAGCAGAAGGCUCAGACUCCGCACGGUACUAAUUCAUCGUCAUCGGCGUCAAUUGUGUUUGUAAGAGGCAAGUUGCUGAUCUUGAUGCUGCUCUUUGCUGUGUUAGCUGUGAUUCCAUAAACAAUUCCGCAUUUUCGAUAGCCUGAUUAUUGUUCCGAGGCUUCCUCCCCAUUGAGAAACUUAACUUGGUUGUUGUCUUGCAUCUUUUUUAUUGUAAUCAAUAGGGUUUUUUAGGUGUUUCUUUGCAAAUUUUAUGCUGUUAACAUGUUUCAGAGUGAUGUUGGAUUCUGAUAUUUGGUGUUUUUACCAUUCUUUUAUCUAAUUGUUAUGAUUCUCAGGUGUUUCUAAUUUUUAU
This is a messenger RNA of Dioscorea cayenensis subsp. rotundata (Guinea yam), 2128 nucleotides long. Its product is annotated as monocopper oxidase-like protein SKU5. The coding region runs from base 64 to 1893 and encodes 609 amino acids. Gene Ontology annotation, molecular function: oxidoreductase activity; copper ion binding. The record is from RefSeq and is a predicted model, not a curated record. The transcript is spliced from 9 exons. Lineage: Eukaryota; Viridiplantae; Streptophyta; Magnoliopsida; Dioscoreales; Dioscoreaceae.